CGUACGAGGGUAGCGUUGAUCUCGACGCAAUUCAGGACAAAGUUAUGAGGGAGGCAAUCGAAAACCAAAUUAGGAACUUUGGUCAGACUCCUUCACAGCUACUAAUGGAACCGCAUCCACCUAGAAGUUCAGCAAUGCACUUGUCUCCAAUGAUGUUCUCAACGAUUCCCGACGACGUCUGUAUGACCAUGAAGUUCCUAUCCAAUAGUCCAGUAGUCCACAUUUCGGCCAAUACUUAUCCACAAUUACCGAAACCCUUCGGUGGUAACUGUUACCAUGCACCAACAGUUUGCAGUCAAUAAGUGGAACUCUGCGUAUGCUGCUGUCGCUCAAUCUCCCAGUUACGCGGACACUCCACAGAACCAAGCCUCCAAUUUACCUCUUUCGAUGGAUGCAGUACUUUCAAUAAACAACAACAGCAAUGCUCAAAACCAAAUGCAGAGACGUCAUCUAGGAGAUAACUUCAGCCAGAACCUGAAAAUCCGUUUCAACUGUUUCGUAACCACCGUCGACAGCAAAUUUUUAAUCGCCUGCGGAUUCUGGGACAACAGUUUUCGAGUAUUUUCCACGGAAACCGCAAAAAUUGUUCAAAUUAUUUUUGGACAUUAUGGGGUAGUAACGUGUCUCUCUCGUUCUGAGUGUAACAUCACGUCAGAUUGCUACAUAGCGUCUGGUUCUGCUGAUUGUACGGUGUUAUUGUGGCACUGGAACGCCAGGACUCAGACCAUCGUUGGGGAAGGAGAGGUGCCUACGCCGAGAGCUACGCUUACUGGACACGAACAGCCAGUUUCGAGUGUUGUUAUCUCUGCUGAACUCGGCUUGGUUGUUUCUGGUUCCUACGGUGGUCCUGUAUUGGUUCACACCACAUUUGGAGAUUUACUUCGUUCUCUGGAUCCCCCCAAUUCAUUUAUUUCGCCUGAAAACAUAGCGAUGUCUCGGGAAGGAGUAAUCGUCGUAAAUUACGAAAAGGGCAACAUAGCAGCAUUUACUAUUAAUGGAAAACGUUUACGUCACGAGUCACAUAAUGAUAAUUUACAGUGCCUAUUACUAAGCCGUGAUGGAGAAUAUUUGAUGACUGGCGGCGACAAGGGAAUCGUUGAAGUUUGGAGGACGUUCAACUUGGCACUGCUCUACGCCUUUCCGGCAUGUGAUAGUAGCGUUAGGUCACUUGCAUUAUCACACGAUCAAAAGUUCUUAUUAGCUGGUCUAGCACUGGGUUCAAUUGUAGUUUUCCAUAUUGACUUCAAUCGGUGGCAUCACGAAUUCCAGCAACGCUACUAGAAUAGCAGCCAACAGACUGCCUGCUUGAGAUGUAAACACUUAAUUAGUACCAGCUGGUACAUACUAACGCGUUAAGAUAAUUGUUUAUUUUUAUUUAUUAAGAUAAUUUUACUUAUUAUACAUUUACCUUGCGUACUAUUCGAAACUAGUUAUUUUUGUGCAAUAAAAGCUUUUCCAAUGAGUUGUAAUGUUGGUGGUUUAUGAAUUUUUUAGUUGUUAAUCACUCCUCUAAUAGUAACAGAUUUUUAAUAAGUUGUAUAGAAAUGAUGUUUGGAAAAGACACAGAAUAGAGCAGAGCCGAGAACAAGGAAUAAUUUGCACCAAAAUGGAACGUCUGUGUACACGUAAUUGUGUUGCAUAAGUGUGGUUCAACUAAAUUACUCUCUAGAGACUUUAAUUAAACUAUUGCUAUUUAAUUAAGCUAUUGUGCUGACUUUUUUUUGUAGACCUUCAUCAACCAAUAUAUUUCUAAACCUUUUCUCAUCGGUAUUCUUUCCUUUUGAUGCUUCUUUAAUAUUAUCUGCAUCUACUGCAUCUGUAAAAUCCAUUUAUUUAACUUCUUGGAGGUUUUACAAUACAUUGUUUGAUACUUCUGGUGCCUACUCUUCUUCUGGCAUGAUCACAUGUCGUACUAAAUAGACUUUUUUUGUCUAUUUGGUAUGUUUUUGGCUUUUUAUUCUAUGACUAUAUCCUGAAAAAUAUUUUUAAUGAUUUCCAGAUUAUGGUCUUCUUUAUAAAAUCGUUUGUUGUUUAAUUUUGACUGCUAAAUACCUGCCUUCUUGAUAGUGCACCUUUCGUGUCCACAUUUUUGGCUAAGUGAGGUUAUGUUAGGUUAAGUUUCACUAACGUACCUUGUUUCGUGUUUCUAUACUAUUUUUUUAAUUGUCAUUUCUUCAUUUUCAACCACUUCUUGUAGCUUCUUGUCAUCUGACAUCAGCUGUCUUCCAACUUAUCCAAUGUAUAUUCACGGUUUCUAGGUUGAUACACUAGACGUUUACCUUAAUUUUUGACAAAUAUUUAUAACAUAAAACAUUUCUAUGCGGUUUUAGGUUGUAAACAAAUGUUCGAUUCUUUAUUUUAUGGCUGGCUCUUUAUUUCUUAUAAGUAUGAGUACAAGAUCAUCCAGAAAAAAGGGUCUCUGACAACUAUUUUUCUCCUUUUUUACUAAUUGCGAUAAUUCCUUCUUCUUUUCCCCUGAUUAUGAGACAAUGUACUCUAGAAAAAUAUUUCUGUGCACUAUAGAUUCUUGUGAAUCAGUUUUCUUCUUUUGCUUAUAAGCCCAUAAAAAUAUUGCCUGGUGUUAAAAUUUACUUAAUUUUUUCCUUCUUCCUGUUCGGUGUGGUUCUUCUCUUGUUUCUGAUCGUUGUGCUUCGAAUAAAAGCAAAACAUGCACGCCCUAAAUGUCUUCAAACGAAGAUUUCAAUAUAGAGAUUUAUUUAACAACUAAAAAAUAUACCCUAAUGGAUGUAACAUAGACUCACUACACCUUGUUGAGUUUGACCGUUACCGUAGGUAUAUGUAGAUAGCAUUUCUUUUAGUGAAAUAAUUUUAAAUAUUCGAUUUUAAUCAUUAUAGUAUUUAAUACUUAACCCUUUUGAAAAUAACGUAUAUUUGUUUUAUUUUGUGUAGCUUACUAUGAAAUAAUCAGAAGAGGUGAUGGAAUUGAUUGUUAUUUAGAAGCUUUAGUCAUUAAACAAUUAAAUAUAAUUCACGAAACGAUCCAAAAAUAUUUUAAGGAGUUGGUUGCUCUAUAAAUACAAGUUCAAAUCACUUAAAUAGCCCUUGUGAUCUUACUCGUACUGUGAGAUAUAUAUAUAUAUAUAUAUAUAUAUUAUAUAUAUAUAUAUAUAUAUAUAUAUAUAUAUAUAUAUAUAUUACCUAGUUUGUUAAUUUUGAAUCUUCCUCUAGUCUAGUUUAUAUGACACAAAUUCUUUUUUAGUUAAACUUUCUUUAACUUUAACUUUCUUUUAACUUUAAUUUGAAGUUCUUGUCCUUUUUUUCUCAUAUCUUACAUUUCCUUUUUGUUAGAACCUCAAUCACAAAAAAGCUGUCACUCAAUACUUCUUUGUACCUACAAGGUGGAAUUUUUCUGAAUGCGUUCCGUAUGUCGAUAGUCUUAAGUAACUUUGUAUCUAACGUUGAAUAGUUGUUUCAUUUUUUUGCCAGAAGAUCAAUUUAAACAUCUCUCACCAAAUUAAUCCUUCCACCCACUAGGUGGCGCUACUUUGAGUAUGUUCGAUAUAGCAGGAGUAGGUAAGCUCUCGAAUAUUAAUGUCAUUGACAUUAAAGUCAAUGUCAUUAUGACUAAAUUUUUAUUAUUGUGAACAUACCUUUAAUCUUCUCAGUUUUCAUUGCAUAUUAGCGUUUAUGUUCAUGUUGUCUCCUUUAUCUUAGUUAGUUAGAAAUAGCAACAAAUAGUACGCUUCUCUCGCCGUUCCAUAGUCCCACAGAGGAUCCAUAAAAGGAUCAUCUGCUGCUAAAUUAAUUAACCAGUUAGUAAAAAUUUACACCCUAUUUAGAAAAAUGCGUUUAAAGAUGGACAAAUGUGUACUUAAGUGAUUAGUUUCGUAGUAAUUGAGCAAACAACUUUUCUCCGUAAAAUAUUGGAACACUUAAUAAAGUAAUUGUUAUAUAUCCCAUCAUACAUUUUGAUUAUUUUCAUAUAAUUAAUUUUAAGGCUUUGUACUUGCCCUAGGAACACAAGAUAUGAAGUUAAUAGAAUUUUAAAUUAAAAAAAAAAUCGCUAAAAUUUGACAAUAAAAGGUUAGAAUCAAGUUAUUUUUUGAAAAAGAAGCUAAAAAAUAUUAUUUAAUAAAAAAAUAGACAUCCAAUGACUGUGAUCGUUGCAUUUGCUAUAAAACAUUCCAAAUUGUAUUACAAAAAUGUUGGUAACAAAAAAAGUAAAUAAAUCUAGUCGACAAGUGAUUGUAAAGAUAGUUCGAAAACUUUUCUACAGUUUUAUACUUAAAGAAUGCAUAUAAGCCAAAAUUUGUUCACACUUUUAUAAAAACUUGUCUCUCCUCUUCAAUGAACACAGAAAAAUAUCUGGAACUUGUUGAAUUUUUAACUGAAACCAAUUUUUAUAUCAUCAUCUUAGGUCUCAAUGCUUUUGUUACAAGCUUUGCUAGUUCUAACAACUACUAAGUAAGAAACUGUCUAGUACGAAAUCAUGCAAUAAGUUUAUGAUUUUUUUGAAGUUAUGUUGGGUGUACAAACCUAAUAUCCUAUACUUUUUCCAUAGCACCUUUUCAGAAACAUAUCAGAUUGGUUUUUGUGAUGAAAUGCGGAAACAACGGCUUAAAAAAACACAACAUCCGUUCGAAAAAUAUUUUUACUGAUGACUGUUUGGGAAUUCAAACCGAAUUUACGUGCAGAAGGUUUAAAAAAUCCUUAAAUUGCCACGUCUAAUUUACUGAUUGACUAAAAAAUUGUAAAUAAACUGAAACUAGGGCAAGUACACCAAGGAGUCAAUCCUGCAGAUGGUGUACAAUCGACAUAACCUUAAUUAACUAAAUUCUCCUACUAGCACGUGUUACAUGAAUGUAGUCUUUUAUAUAAGUAUAACAAAUAUAACUAUUUUUGCAAAUUAUUGAGUUUUCAAAUUCUUUCAAAGGUCGUUGAAGAUCUCAUUAUAAACAAAUUGUGCCAAAUUUACAUUCUGGGUAAACGCGUUGUUAAAAACUUUGGACUACUUGAUAACCUUUCCUUUAGAACGAAUUUUUGUUGGGUAAUAAACGGAGAAACUCUUUUGAGUUAAAAAAAUAAUAUUUAAAGAUUAUUAUUAUUCGGAGAAACUCUUUUGAGUUAAAAAAAUAAUAUUUAAAGAUAAACCAUUUUGAUUUGUUUCUUUUUAUUUCUGUUUGAUCAUGAUUAUCUACAAUUUUGUGCAAAUUUUUUAUAAUAUCAGCUCGGUUUCGGUUCUUGUGUAUCAAUUUUCUUUAAUAUUUAAAAGAUAAUUUCAUAUUCAUUGGUCAUUUUUAUUUGUUAUUGCAGUGUUGUUUAAAAAUAAUGAUUAGACAAAGAAUUCAUGACGUCAUGAUAUGUGUUGACCUCACUGACAAUUGACAAAAUGCCAAUGUACGUCCUGAAGUAUUUUGACAUCUAUUGCAUUUUAUGGUAACUGUCAGUUUUCACGUGUAAAGUCAAGUUGUAGAAUACACUGUGAAGAAUCACUGCAAUAAUAAAAAUAGAUGAAUAUGAUAUAGAAUAUUAUUGUUUAUUGUUGAUUUUUAAAUAUGUAUUAUUCAAAAGUAGAUAAUGUGCAUUUCUUUUCAAUUAUUAAUCUUGUUUUAAUUUCAAUAUCCUAUUAUUUAAAAAGUUUAAUCUGUUGAUCCUACAUAGAGUACCUUAAACAUAAUAUUUUGUAAAUAAUUCUCCUUUUUCAGAAAAGUAGUCUAUUUCCUGUAUGAUUUUCUAAAAAUUGAAACCCUGAUCUACUUUUUAGUAUCGUCAAUUAGAAAUUGUCCAAUUACGUAAUUGGAAACUUUUGUAAAUUAAAAAUUGUAUAUCUUAAAAUAUAACAAGGUGUAAAUUGACAGAUCGAAUGUAUUUUUUCUAAUCGGGUACUGAUUUGUCGGUUGUACUGCAUCUGUUAGCUGGUUAAUUUUGAAAAUUAGUUAAGUGAUGUUGUUUGAACAUUUAUAUCAAAGACCAUUACAAUUUUCUAUGUUAUUUCUCACGUAAUGUUUAAUAAGUUUUAUCUGGAUGGUUUUAUUAUUGAAAAUAUUUUAAAAUAUCCCAAUAAUACAAUUUUUAUAAAGUUUGCAUUGCAAUGGGUGAUAAUGUAAUUCUUCUUUACUGGAUUUUGGUAUCUCUUUUCUCUCGGCACACAGCCAAGGUGAUUUCGGUUUUCGGGCUGCUUAAUAUAUGUAUCUUCUUUAUUUACUAUCAAAAGUUUGUAUUUUAAAUUAAUAAUGCAUUAGUCAUUUGUCAUCUAAUUGUAUUAGUCUUGUUAUCAUUAAAGGUAGCCCAUUAUUAACGUUUUCUUGUUAAGUUUCUUCUAUCGUUAUUAACCAUUCUUACAUAUUACAAUAAUACAUUUCUCUCAUUUUCAGAUUUUUAUCGUCGCCCACUUUUUUCUUGUACCUUUUCUUUCUUUCGGUUUUUGUUUUCCCAAUAUUUUUUUUUUCUUCCACUCCUUUCUAAAUAUAAGUUUAGCUAUUUAAUAUUCUUCUCCUAUCUCUCUAUUUUCUCUCCUCUCUUUUUUUGGUGCAUGUAUCAUAUCAGUUUAGCUCUUGUUUCAUAAUUCUACUUUGUUGUUCCCAAUCCCCAAUACAUUUUCCUUAUUAUUUUUUCUUAAGUUUCUUCUGUCUCUCUUUUUCUCUCCCGUUCCUAUUUCUUAUUUUAUUUGCUUACUCCCUGACUCAUAUUCGAACGUUUCAAAUAUUUUCCUGGGUAUGAUGGUACAGCUAUAUAUUUUCGUUAUCCUUUUUUUACUUCAUCACUUUCUUUAUAUCAGUUUAGCUCUUUUUUAAUUUUUUCCUGCCCCUCUAUAUUUCUCCCUUUUUCUUUUUUGGUACAUCUUUCUCUAUCAGUUUUUUGGAUGAUUGUACAGUUAAUCUCCUACCUCCUAUUCUACUUUUUUUUUCGCUGUACAUCUGUCUGUAGAAUUCUGCAUUUCUCCCUGUUAGUUUACCACUUACCCGUUUUUUCAUUUUCUGUAUUUCUCUGUUUUCCCAUUUACCUCAUUAUUUCCUAGUUUCUAUUUUCUGUUAUCUCCAAUAUCUUUUCUCCUAUUCCCUCUUUGCCCUUCUCUCCUUUCUUCACAGUUAGUUUCUCUGUCGUUCAUCUUAAAUGAGUAAAUAGUGAGCUCGUAAUUAUGUAUUACUAAUGAAUCCACCUUAAGUUUGUAAUAAACCAAUUAAUCCAAAAAGAGUUCGAAGAAAAUUGGCGAAUUGCUUUAUAUUAACAAGAAACCAAUAAUUUUCAUAUAUAAAUAUAAUUGUAUUGUUACAAAAAACAUAGCUACAAAUGAUAGCUUCGCAUUUGGAAAACUUUAAUCAUUUUGGGUGAUACAAGUAAAAUGCUAAGAAAUAUUAAAAUUAUGCAAUAAUUCUGUUAAAAAAUGUAUGCGAGGAACAAACUAGGAGAUAUACGUUUUUGAGGUGACGUUUUCACAACAUUACUUAGCUAGAUGUAAGUUUUUAAGCACCGUAGAGUUGCUUACGGCUUGCACAUCCAAAACCAGCAAUUGUUAAGGCCAUAUCGGCGCACUUUUUCGACAUAGUGUGUGCCUCGUUUGAGAAACGAGGCACACACCAUGCCCCAAAAACACAUUCCCUCCAGCAAUUGUAUAUUAUUACCUAAAUAUUGCAAAUCUGUCCAACUAAAUCAAACUUAUUGUAAAUAAGUAAGAUGGUUUCGUUUUUUUAUGAAGCGCUGUCAACUAAUUGUGUAUUGAAAUAUUUACUUAACGUAUUAUUUUACUACUUAUGGAAAUAUGUACUUAACUGUAAGAAAUAUGAUAUGUUUGAUGUUAGCAAUAAUAUUUCAUUCAUUUGUAUACAUGAUAAACUAUAAAAUAAAUGUGUUUUGUUC
Molecule: messenger RNA, 7818 nt
Organism: Diabrotica balteata
Lineage: Eukaryota; Metazoa; Arthropoda; Insecta; Coleoptera; Chrysomelidae
Source: the annotation of a GenBank genome assembly